GCCGGUGCUCUCCUCAUCUUCUCUGCGUUCACCACUAUGCGAGGACUGUAGCGCGGACUUCAGUCGACAUGGACAAGCAACUGGAGCACAUCCAGUUUUUGUGUUUACUGGGACUUUUGCAAUUCGCACCGUUGACAGUGGGGUUCAGCUUCGACAUUCGCUAUCCCAGAACAUUAAGUGUCUCGGACUCGGAGGCAGCAGGGUCCCAUUUCGGUUAUCGUGUCUGUCAAUUUGGACCGGCGCAAGGAGGCAGCAGUGUGUUGGUCACCGCUCCUUUUCAAGACAAUGGGACAGGAGUGGUUUACAGAUGUUCUUACGACAGUGGCACUUGUAAAGCUCUACCUGUACAAGUGGAGCCAGGAGUUUCAGUAGGAUUGUCACUAGCUUGUAAUGCUGACAGAGCUAUGGUGUGUGGACCACGUCAGAUCCAUAGCUGUGAUACUCUAAACUACCUCCAAGGACUUUGUGUUGAGCUGGGGCCACAGCUUACGGUCUCGCAAACACUGAAGCCUGCCUUUCAAGAGUGCCGUGAGUUUGGCUUGGAUGCAGUGAUUCUGUUUGACGGAUCUCAGAGUAUCAUAACCAGAGACUUUGUCACCAUGAUCGACUUCAUCAAGAACAUUAUUCGGAUGUUCACUGCCCCCCGUGCACAGGUGGCAGUUGCUCAGUAUUCGACAGACACCAAUGCUGUCUUCCACUUUGAGGACUUUGUGUCUGACCCUAACCCUGACAACCUGAUGCGAUCCGUGGACCAUUUCCAGGAGGCGACAUACACCCCAUCAGCCAUCCGCUAUGUUCUAGAAGAGAUGAUGACAGAAGAACGGGGGAUGAGGAAACAUUCCAGGAAGCUGUUGGUUGUGAUAACAGACGGCAAAUCUAACGACCCUAAAGAGACCUUUAACUCUGUCAUACCAUUGGCCGAGAUGAAGCACGUCAUCAGAUUUGCCAUUGGGGUUGGGAAGCAAUUCUCUAGACAAGAGCUUGAGCAGAUUGCGUCUUUCCCAAACUUUGUAUUUGAGACCAACAGUUUUGAUGCUCUGAAAUCCAUUCAGAAUGAGCUUAGGGAGAAGAUCUUUGCAAUUGAAGGAACUAACUCCACCAACUCCAGUUCAUUUGAACAGGAACUGUCCCAGGGAGGCUUUAGUACCACUCUCUCUGGGGGUGUGUCUCUGUUUGGGGCAGUAGGGUCAUACUCAUGGUCUGGGGGCAUUGUGGAGGCAGCCAGAGGGGUGAAUGCCACGUUCAUCAAUGCCUCUGCACUGGAGACUGACAUGCAGAACUCCUAUCUGGGCUAUUCAGUGGCAGUGGCAGAGACAGUGAAUGGCAGUAUAUAUUUUGCUGGAGCUCCCAGGUUCAACCACACUGGGCUGGUCCUGGUCUUCCAGAGGGAUCCUCUCCAACAGGAGUGGACUGUCACCCACAGGAUACUUGGGUCUCAGCUUGGUUCCUACUUCGGGGCAGAACUGUGUGUGUUAGAGAGCCAUGCUGGGCCAGGGGAGGGCCGUGCUGAGCUGCUGGUUGUUGGGGCUCCUUGGUAUCACGCCCAGGGUGUUGGGGGAGAGGUCCACGUCUGUACCCUGGAGACUGGAGCACCCAACUGCUCCCUUACCCUGCGUGGAGUCCAGGGGAACGUCCAUGGUCAGUUUGGGACAUCUCUGUCCCCCUGUCCAGACCUGAAUGGGGACGGGUUUCCGGAGCUGGCUGUAGGAGCCCCACUGGAGGACAGAGGACAUGGGAGUGUUUACAUCUUCCUGGGAUGCCCUUGGGGCGUCCAGGCCAAAUACAGUCAGAGGAUCCAGGGAGUGAGCGGGAGAGUGGGUAGAGGGCUGCAGUUCUUUGGGGUUUCGGUGCACUCUGCUGGGGAUCUGAACUCAGACGGACUGGCUGAUAUGGUGGUGGGAGCUAAAGGAGCCGCUUUCAUACUGAGGUCCCAGCCAGUAAUGCGUGUGUUGGUGUCUGUCACCAUGGACCCUCCCAUGAUCUCCCAGAACUACUUCCACUGUGCUGUCCCCAUGGCCCUGAACACUCCCGUAACCACAGCCAUUCUGUGUGUCACUGUCACUGAGGCCCACGUGGGAAACAUACAGGCUUCUCUCCAGGCAUCAGUGUCUGUGACAGUGGAUCUACUGGAGGAUCAGACCAGGACCAGGCCAGCCCGUCUGCUCUUCUACCCCAGAUCAACAUCCUCCAGCUGGGUUGAAACAGUUACAGGCACUGCCUGCCACAACUUCUCCCUCAGUAUCCCGGAGUGUAUAUCAGACUACCGUGAGGUGCCUCUGUCUGUUCAAAUGGCUGUGGAGGGCCUGGAGGUACCAGGGACAGGAGGACUGAAGUCAGUCCUGAGCCCAGACAACCCAACCUCUUUUGCACACAUGAUCUUGCUGGAGAAGGUUUGUGGCGAGGACCAUGUGUGUGUCUCUGACUUAUCAGUCAACGUCACCAGUCCAGAGGUGGUGUGUAGCGAAGGUUUCCCAGUAGAAGUAGAGGUAGAGGUGGCUAACAGUGGAGAGGAUUCCUCUGAGGCUGAGCUGACACUGGUCCACCCCUCCUCCAUACCCUUCGUUCCUACCAAACGGCCAUCAGGACCAGGCCAGGUGGCUGUUUGGUGUGUGUCCAACACCACAGGACUAGAAAACAUCACACACACAGUGUGUCCUCUCAGCUCUUCCGUCCUGAGACAGGGGGCACGGGUGACCGUGUUGAUGUCAUUCACAGUGUUUGAGCCAACCUGUUUGAGAGAAAGACUGGCUUUAAAUGUGUUUGUUACUAGUGAUAAUGAAGGACAGGGCACCCUUCAGGAUAACUAUGCAAGUGCCUCUGUUGAUGUCAAACUUCCUAUCAAUAUUGUUGUGAAAGGGGGAGACUCCUCCCAAUACAUAACUUUCCCAGACAACAAGCUUCUGGAGCACAUAUACAUGGUGGAGAAUUUUGGAGAUGUGGCAGCACCGGUCAAUGUAACAUUUGUGAUUCCAGUGGAGUUGGACUCUGGUUACCUGUGGAAUGUGUCUCUUCCUCAAACAGAUAACAGCAGAGGAAAGUGUGAGAGGAAGGAGGUAUUCUCUAAACAGGAAAAAAACACUCUGUUUUAUCAGCACUGUAGUGGGGUCGUCUGUCAUCUGGUUGGCUGCACCAUAGGACUGUCAUCCAACAAUCAGCCAACCAUCUUCAAGUUUGUUGGGAAUAUCAGUAGAAACUCAGAGGGUUCAGCGGUGCAGGUGGAGGUGGUCAGUUGGGGGUCGCUGUCCUUCGACCAGAGUGUCUACUCCCAGUACCCUGCCGUUGGUUCUCAGAGUGUGAAGAUUCUGUCCAUUCUGGAGACAACUCCUGAAUCCCACACUGCUCUCAUUGCUUCUAUCAGUGUUGUGUUUUCACUGUUGCUACUGAUGAUAAUCUCUGGGUUUCUCUACAAGAAGGGUUUUUUCAAGAGCAGAAGAAUUGCCUCUGGUGUUGAUUAUAGUCCAUCUGUUCCUGGUCGGACUGCAGCCCCUGAUGAUGACCAUGGUCUGACCGCUGAUAUUACCUCACUGGGGGAGAACACCCUGUAGCCCAGUGGCGGUCAGUGCCGUUUAAGUUGAGGGAGGAAGAUUUUCUUCAUGCGCAUGGCCUUAUUUCUAUUACAGCAUAUUGGAUGACAGUAAUUCAUAUUCCAUUCACCCAGUCCAAUGUAACAUUAGAUAGGUUUAGUCUACCACAUGAUACUAGAAUUUCCCUGUACACAUCAUGAGGGUUCUACAACCUAGCCUAUGAAUGAAAGUUUACAACGUAGGUGCACACAGCUCAAGAGACACAUUUGAAGUGACAGACUGACAUGUGGACAGACAGUGACACCUUACACACUCUUGCUUUCAUCUAGCUGAUACAAGGUGUAGUCAUUAGUCCAACAUUUGCAAACAAAAGUUUCUAAUGGACAAAUUCAAGUAUUUUUAUCCCCGUUUUGUUCCGUUUAUGAAACGUGUUUCAACAGAAUCGACGGAAUGAAUACACCCCUGAUCACGCGUAAACACAGUUCACUUUCAUAGCAGCCACGUUGUAUUCCUUCUCGCAUCCAUGUACUCUCCUCCUCUCACCUCUUCCCUUCACUUGUGGGCUCCAAUGCACAUCAACUGUAUGUGACCAGAUGAAAAUAGCUUUCCAAGCCAAACCGCUACACACAGCCUAUAGCUAAUAGAACUAACGUGUUAGUAAACCCGCUACAAUCAUGCAGUAACGUUAGUGUACAGUCAGUCAUUUUUUUAAAUUGAACCUUUUAUUUAACUAGGCAAGUCACUAAAGAACAAAUUCUUAUUUACAAUGACAGCCUACUUGUAAAGCCCCCCCGGCCAACUCCUCCCCUAACCCAAUCGCGACCAAUACUCCCGAUACAGCCCGGGAUUGAACCUGGGUCUGUAGUGAUGCCUCUAGCACUGUAAUGCAGUGCCUUAGACCACUGCGCCGCUCAGGAGGCCAUAAGCCAUUACACCGGUGGGCCUUGGUGGCAAUAAAUUAGUAAUACCAUAAGCUUACCUUGACUUGGAAGAGUUCAGGUGUUGUGUUGGAAAGUCAUAGCCAGCUAAUUAGCCUCUUAAGGCUCAGACCCUUUUUUCCCAAUUUUCGCCUAAAAUGACAUACCCAAAUCUAACGGCCUGUAGCUCAGAACCUGAAGCAAGGAUAUGCAUAUUUUUAAUACCAUUUGAAAGGAAACACUUUGAAAUUUGUGGAAAUGUGAAAUUAAUGUAGGAGAAUAUAACACAUCUGCUAAAGAAUAAUACAAAGAAAGAAAAUGUGUUUAAAAAUAUAUAUAUAAAACAAUAUUUUUAAUCAGUUUUACACUGAUCCAAUGCAUUACUGUUCAAAAUGUUGUAUCAAGUCUGCCCAAAUGUGCCUAAUUGGUUUAUUGAUACAUUUUCAAAUUCAUAACUGUGCUCUCUCCUCAAACAAUAGCAUGGUAUUAUUUCACUGUAACAGCUAUUGUAAAUUAACAAGAAUUUAAGCUUUCUACCCAUAUAAAACAUGUCUAUGUCCUGGGAAAGGUUCUUGUUACUUACAAUGUCAUGCUAAUCACAUUAGCUCAUGUUAGCUCAACUGGCACGGGGGGCGAUCCUGUAGAGGCUCUAGCUAACAUAGCAUCCCUCUGAGCAGGAUGUUUCAGUAGGCUAAACUAGCUAGCUGCAUUUGCUAGCUAAGUAAGUGAAACUGAAAGUGAAUUUUAUUUAUUUAUUUUUUAGCCCUUUGUCGUGG
This is a messenger RNA of Oncorhynchus gorbuscha (pink salmon), 5217 nucleotides long. Its product is annotated as integrin alpha-X-like. Lineage: Eukaryota; Metazoa; Chordata; Actinopteri; Salmoniformes; Salmonidae. Gene Ontology annotation, molecular function: integrin binding. Gene Ontology annotation, cellular component: external side of plasma membrane; integrin complex. Gene Ontology annotation, biological process: integrin-mediated signaling pathway; cell-matrix adhesion; cell adhesion mediated by integrin. The transcript has 30 exons. Bases 69 to 3545 code for a protein of 1158 amino acids. The record is from RefSeq and is a predicted model, not a curated record.